Molecule: messenger RNA, 1539 nt
Organism: Echinococcus granulosus
Lineage: Eukaryota; Metazoa; Platyhelminthes; Cestoda; Cyclophyllidea; Taeniidae
Product: Long-chain fatty acid transport protein
Exons: 6
Coding region: 1-1539 (512 amino acids)
Molecular function (GO): long-chain fatty acid-CoA ligase activity; long-chain fatty acid transmembrane transporter activity
Source: RefSeq, a predicted model, not a curated record
AUGCUGUGGAUGACUGGAUGGCGUAAGCAUGGUAUCAGAGACGUAUUUGCUGGUCAAGUGAAACGCAAGGGGCGUAACACCAUAGCUGUGCUGCAUUUAGACAGCAAGUGGACCUACGGUGAUUUGGAUGACUACUCAAACCGUGUUGGCAAUUAUCUCCUUUCUAAAGGCUACAAACCACAAACCAAUGUUGCACUCUUCAUGGAAAAUGAGCCAAAAUACAUUGCUAUUUGGCUGGGUGCAUCCAAGGUUAGUCUGGCGACAGGUCUGAUAAACUCCAACGUUCGUCGUGAUGCCCUCGUGAGUUGCCUGAUCCAACUUGAUCCACAGGCCGUUUUCGUGGGAGCUAGUCUGGUUCCAUGUAUCGUCGAAGCCGGUAUCAUUCCUGAAGGCACACUUUUAGAGGGUCAGGACGUGAUCAUUUUCCCACCAGCCUCCAACUCAAAAUCUCCUUGGGGCACUGAUUUCACUGCCUCACAGGUCACCUAUGUCAAUCUUGGUGAGGUGCUAGAUGCCAGCUCAGCGGCGCCUCCUCCCGUUGUCAAGGAACCAAAACUCACUGAUGUCCUCAUUUAUGUCUUCACCAGUGGUACCUCUGGUUUACCUAAGGUCAUCCAAUAUGUUGGGGAAACCCUCCGCUACCUCCUGGCUCAACCAUAUACACCUGAAGAAACGCAGCACAAAGUUCGUCUGGCCACUGGUAAUGGCGUUCGGCGUGAAAUUUGGGUGGAUUUCGUCAAGCGUUUUGGUAUUAAGCGAAUGGGUGAAUUCUAUGGUGCUACUGAAUCAAACUCCAAUCUUGCUAAUUCGGAGAACAGGGUUGGCUCACUGGGUUACACUUCAAUCAUUCUGCCUUCAGUCUACCCCGUGUUGUUGGUUAAGACAGACCCAGAGACCGGUGAAGUCAUUCGAAAUCCCAAAACGAAUCUAUGUGAACUGUGCGAGUACAAUGAAGUUGGUCAACUUGUCGGUCGAAUUAAGCGCUCCAGCCCUAUCCGUAAUUUUGAGGGCUACAUAAAUCGCAAGGAGACCUCACGCAAAGUUAUUUCCAACGUCAAGUGCCAUGGUGACCAGUAUUUCCUUUCGGGUGAUCUUUUGGUUCAGGACGAAUUCGGUUACUUCUACUUCGUCGAUCGAUUGGGUGACACCUUCCGUUGGCGUGGUGAGAAUGUUUCCACAACAGAAGUGGAAAAUUUGGUUGGUAAGGCGAUCAACUUUGCCGAUUGUGCCGUUUACGGCGUCAAGGUGCCUGGCAACGAGGGUCGGGCUGGCAUGCUGGCACUGUCUCUUGAUAAAAACGCGGACAUCGGCAAGGCCAUUGCCAAUGGCCGCGCCGGUGGGAGUGGUGAGAGCGCAGAGGCUCAGGAAAUUGAAGUUUUAAAGGACCUGGCCGACGUCUUUGCAAAACAGCUACCACUCUAUGCUCGUCCGCUGUUUGUGCGAUUCAUGAAAGUGCUUGAUACCACCGCGCUCUUUGGAAUUAGUUUUGGCCAACCUGUUAUUUCCCCACUGGUGAGGAUAGGAAAUGCGCCAUAUUAG